UCCUUCAAAUUAGAAAUGACAUCCUCUGAUGCUGGAGAAGCAGGAAACACUUUUCUUUUUAUUUGGUGACAAUUCCAAAUGAACAAACCAGGAGCCAUGUUUCCGUCUGCAGCACCAAACCCUCAGUGGAAGAGAUCCGGCUCUGGUCUCAGUCCUUCGACAAGCUGAUGAGGAACCCUGCGGGUCGAAACGUCUUCAGAGAGUUCCUGCGGACGGAGUACAGCGAGGAGAACAUGCUGUUCUGGUUGGCCUGUGAAGACCUCAAACAGGAAGUCAACAAGAGCUCCAUCGAGGAGAAAGCACGGUCCAUCUAUGAAGACUAUAUUUCCAUCCUGUCACCAAAAGAGGUGAGCCUGGAUGCCCGGGUUCGAGAGGUGAUCAUCAGGAAGAUGCAGGACCCGACACCUCACACGUUUGAAGACGCUCAGCUGCAGAUCUACACGCUGAUGCACAGGGACUCGUACCCGCGGUUCCUCUCCUCCAACAUCUACAAGUCGCUGAUUCACGGCAGCUCACGUACCUCGUCUGAAUCCUAGUCCCACGUGACCUCGGAUCCUUUCAGGACUGGUGUCAGAUCAUUUCACUCCUCCUGGUCCAGAACUUUACAAAAACCAUCAGACUCCUCAGUUCUUGGAAUCUCAGAUCUCUCCAACUACUGCCAAGAACUUUGUCUCUGUUUGUUCCUCUCACUUAUAUCCUGAACGUUUAGUCACCAAGAAGAUCCUAUCUCGUCUCCUCUCGUCUCCUCUCGUCUCCUCUCGUCUCCUCUCCUCUUCUCCUGCCUCCUUUCUUCUAUAUUUCAUCUGUUUUUUUACCCAGAGUCUCUUCUCUUGUGUCAGAUGGAAAUCAUGAACAUACUAAAAAUGGAAAAAGUGAAGGAAACAGUUAAAUUCAGUUCGAAAGGACAAAUCUGAAAAUCUUUACAUUUUCUGUUUUUUAGAUGUUGAUAUUUUCAAUAUCCAGUGAGGCUUUAAUGACAGAAUAUACAAACAUUUAGAUUUAAUGAACAGCUUGAUCCUCUCUGAAGGAUCAUAUUAAUAUGGAGGCAGAUAAAGAGCCAAGGAAGAUGGACAAUUGAAUAUAAAUGAAAAUAAGAACAAAUACACUCGAUCAGCUUUUAACCACUUCAGACAAACGAGUUCAAGUUUAUAAUACCUGACCCCUCAACACUCGGUUUAAUCUGCUUAUUAAUGAUUGUAGGGAGGACAUUUACAAAACGAUCCAGUUUAUAAAUCUGCUGCUUCAGUUUUCUUUUCAGAUUUAAAACUUAAUUAAUUAUGUGAACACAUUUGUCCAUCAUGAAAUCAGUUUCUGUGGUCUUUCUCUUUUGUUCUCCUCGUCUUCUCUCCUUCUCUUUCUUUGGGAUGUUUGUGCUGUAAUGUGGAGGUUUAACUUUGGGAAGGUUUUAUUUAUUUCACUGGGAGUAGAAUCCUUCUGUGGAUGUGCCUCUGCCCCUCAGGACUGGACGUUCGCUGUCAGAGCCGACUGAAGCGCCCUGACGCAUCAUCGCCUUGUUUUCAGUUGCCUCGACUUCACUUCAGGACUUGAUGGAAAGCAGAAGAACGAGAUGGAUGAUUUCUCGUUCGCUGUCUUUCCUCUUUCAGCUGGAACACACCAGCCACAAACUACGUCAGACGUAGUUUCUUCUUUUAGUCGUUCCUCCGCCCGUCUCUUGCUGGAUGAAUCCUGUGUAGGAUUGGAUCACGGAUGAUGUCACUUCCCUCCGACUACUGAUUUACAAACAGACAAGAAAUAUUUUUUUUAAGAGAAAACUCUUAACGGAACAUUUUGAUUAUGUUAAGUUUUUUUCCACUUAUCUCCAGGAGGAGGAUUCUGAGGCCGAUCACUGUCCUCAGUGACACCUCACACACACACCGACACACACACACACCGACACACACACACACCGACACACACACACACACAAAAACACACACUGCAAUAAAACACUGGAGUUUGUAACAAAACAACACAUGCACACAUUUACAACAUUUAUGUUACUAUACUUCCUAGAAACUUAUAAAUAUAAUUUCUUCCCAUUUGACCAAUGAAUCAUUUAACUGGAAAAAGUUUCCCUCAGAUUCAUCGUCUCAUGAUUCCUGAUAAUUUGAGAUGAUAUUCUUUUGCAUGUUUGGAUAUUCUUUCAUAAUCGACUGUGUUCCGUGUCAAAGCACCAGGACACGUCCCAUUAUUUAAAAUGUAGCUUGUAUUUUUCCAUGUUUUGAGCAAAACACCCUUUAAAUCUAAAUCUGAAUAUCAUUCAGGUUUUCUACAUUUCAUGCUUUUAUUUUGGAACUUUUUAGAGAUUUGAAGUCAGAGCUGCAACAUGACACUUCACCACUAGAGGUCACUGCAUUCUACACACUGAACCUUUAAUGUAUCACAAAAUAACUUGUGUUAAUAAGUUUUAAACUGAGUUGUCCUGAUAAGUAUAGUAACAGACACACACACACACACUGCUGCUGCUGACCUCUGCCUCUGUGACCUCUGACCUCACCACUGUCUGUCGCCCUCUCAGACGCCUGCUCCUGAUUGGCUGCAGGAGCCGCAGGGCUGAUGUGUGGUUGGUUGAUUCAGGAAUGGGGGGGGGGAUCAAGGUGAAAAAAUAAAUAUAUAUAUAUUAAUGACUAAUAAUACUAUACUAAUAAAGUAUCUAUAUAUAGAAAAAUAAGAUGCAUAUUAUUUGAGAUGGGAAGCCCACACCCAUUGCUUCAUGGGAAAUUUAGUUUGAGGAAAAAAAUGUUUGUUAUUGUCUGUGGAGGCAGAAACAAAGAUUAAAAAAGACCUGUCACUCAGAAUGCAGUUAUCUAAGUAUUGUUCAUGUUAUUUAUUUUAUAUUUUGUUAAAAAUGUGAUUUGAAUUGUACAUAAACAUAAAUGGAAACGUUGAACAUCCAA
Messenger RNA from Paralichthys olivaceus (Japanese flounder), 2897 nucleotides. The record is from RefSeq and is a predicted model, not a curated record. NCBI's taxonomy places the organism in Eukaryota, Metazoa, Chordata, Actinopteri, Pleuronectiformes, Paralichthyidae.